AUGCCUGCAGAGAGUUGCGGAUUGCCGCAGAAGUUAAAGCUGUAUUGUCCGUUUCGACAGGAUGGAGAACGUGUUGAUCCUGGUAGACGGUUGCAGUCGACACUGAAACUGUACAAGCCAUACCGCUUUGAGCUAACUUAUGUUCGGCGAGAUGAUGGCAACCUGCUGAGUGCUUCAGCUCUUGCAUACAUGAGGAGUAUCGAGACAGAGAUCAGGUCCAUGGAGCCCUUUCGCCAGCUCUGCAACACGGCCGAGCCGCGCUUCAAGCACCACUGCGAACCCGGCAUCUCCAUGGUCAACGUGAUGUACCCCUUCCCUGUGUCGGAUGGGGUCGGAGGCGAUGCCCGCCUCUACUUCAACGGCAGUGGCACGGCUUCACUGCUUCCCGUGGCAGUGUCUUUGGCCCAACAGGAGAAGUUCACCGAAGCCGUGUGGCCUGAAGGUUUGGCAAAUGCAGAGGUCAAGCUGGUCGGUUCAGCAACCUGCGGCGAUCGUGUGGCCGAUUGCGCCAAGUGGAAGGAUCAGGGGCAUUGUCUUCCAGGCGCUGCCCACGAAGCCUUUAUGCAGGAUUUCUGCAAAGCGACCUGCGGAAUUUGUGACACGGUGCCAGGCGAGCAGGAUGCCACAGACACAGACACCGAAGGUCCCACGGAAAUAACUGCCCUUCGCUCCUAUUUCGCUCUUCAAGCAUACUGUUGCACAGCGAGCCACUUUGACUUGUAUCCGCGGGGCAUUGUCGCCGGCAUGGAUGCCAUCUGGAACACCUUUGUUGGACAGCUGGUUGACUUUCUGACAGAGAAGAACGCAAAGGGCGGUUCGAUCCGAGUGUUCUUCCAGGGAGACGGCGUGUCUUCCUAUGAGACCUUUGCCGCUGUGGGUGGUGAUGCCAUGUUUGCCAUCAUGUCCUACUGCUUCGUGCUGCUGUACGCAACGCUCCACACGCGAAGCCCUUUCCUUGCUCUGGUGGGUCUCUUCUUGGUGAUGCUCUCCAUUCCCGCCACCUUGGCCGUGUUUAUCCUGGCAAGUGGGAGUGGGGAGUUCAGCCUCAUGAUGUGCCUCUCCGUAUUCAUCGUCAUCGGUGUGGGCUCGGACAUGCUCUUCGUGUACACCGACUUCUACAAGCAGUCCUUGCUCUUCACCCGGGACCCGGCCGAACGGCUGAAGUUCACCUACCUCCAGGCGGCAUCCUCCACCGCCGCAACGACCUUCACCACGGCCAUGUCUUUCUUCGCAAAUUUGGCCUCCGUGCUUCGGCCGUUGAGGGAGUUUGGCUUCUUCAUGGGUGUUUGCGUGACACUGGCAUGGCUGAUUGUGCUGUUGGCAUACCCGGCUGUAUUGAUCAUGGGUGAGCGCAUUCAGAACUGCUGCAGGCGCUGUAUUCUGCAGCAGCCCCAGGCCCCGAGCAGGCGAUCCAUGGCCAACGCGGCCAAGAGGAAGAGCCUGGUGAUGCUGGCGGACGCCUUGGACCCGGAGAAGAAGGGCGUCGGCGCGGCGCACAGCUCCUGCCUCGGGGACUACCUGGCCGUCGGCCUCGGGAAGUUCAAAUAUCCCGUGGUCCUUCUUUUCGUGGGCAUCACGGCGGUGCAAGCGUAUUUGUCCAUAACCACGAUGGAGCAAGCCAGCGGUGCUCCGCAAACCUUCCCAGACGAUCACAACCAGGACCGAAAUGGCUCGAAGAUCUUUGAAGCCCACGUGUGGUCCAACCUGCAUGAAGCGCAGGAGAAGUACAACGGGCUCUUCGCCCAAUAUGACUUCACAGACUACCCGAAGGGUGCUUAUGCAGACUCCACGUUGAAAUGCUCGAGCCUGGGGUGGCAGACAGGAGUCUCUUCCGCGCUUGCAGCCUACACCACUGCAACACACAUGGCCGCCGCCUGGGCAGCCUCGCCAGCUGAGCGGCUGAUGAGCGAGAUCAUCCCAAAUGCGAGCUCCAUCAAUCUCGCAGCAGCAGGCACGACGUCCUCUCUGCUAGAGACGCUACAUUGGGACACUGGUGAUAUCGACCUGCGUGUCAUGCUCCAGGCGCCAUCCGCCACGGUGGUGAAGGGCACCGGCCGAACCUGCCUCUCCCAACUGCUCUGCUACUGCGGCGUGCAGCCCUGCGAUGGCCCGCCCUCAGGAUCCCCAAGUGCUGUGGGAGCACUGCAAUUGGAUGGCGUCGCAGAGGUGCCGCCGGGGGCGUUUGGCUUCACACGGGCCCUGGCCUCCCGCCGCUUGCAAGUCACGACGACCCCCGAGCCAGUCUUGCCCGCCGAGCUGCAGACAGUGGACGUGCUGGUUGUUUUCGGCCUCGCCGUCACGGGAACCAACCCGUUGCUGGGUGUCUCCAAGGAGCAGCCUUACGGCUUCUCCAGCGACUUCCGCUUGGAAGACCCUUGGGCGCAGCGGAGGAGCCUGGACCUUUGCACCGACCCUCCCGAGGAGCUGAAGGUGGUCUCGAUGCAGUGUUGGCUACAGGGCUUCAAGGAGUGGUGGGUGGCCGGUGGCGAGGAGUGGCCUGUUCGGCCCAACAAGGACUUCCACGCGCAAGCCUGGUGGUAUGCCAACAACAAAAAGACCGGCCCCUACGAGACCACCCGCUACGUUUGGUUCUCGGAGGACCAGCGCCUCAUCGCCAUGUACUUUCAGUUCUACGUCAACGUGAACCGCCUGGGGGGUUCAUCCAUCGGCCUGGAUGCCAUGCUGACCUGGGACCGCCACCUGGCCGCCUUCAACAGCCAAGCAGAGGCAUCUAUCAAAGGUGCGUGGCAUGCAUCUCGGGUCUGGACCAUCACCGAGGCUGAGAAGGUCAUCCUGGACAGCACCCUGGUGACACUUUGCAUCUCCUUGGGGUGCGUCUUCUUGGGAGUCCUCGUCUUCACUCGGAGCACGCAUCUGUCGCUGAUAGUCAUGCUGGUCGUGAUGAUGAUUGUGCUGGGCUUGCUUUUCUUCAUGGUCAUCAUCAUGUCUUGGAAGAUCGGAGCUAUCGAAGUAUUGUCCCUCAUUGUCUUCGUGGGUUUUGCAGUGGACUACUGCCUACAUCUGUCGCACAAGUACCACUCCUGUCACAUCACCGACGUGGAGGAGCAGGAAGAGGAGGACGAGGACGAGGAGGAGGAGCAGCAGCCGCAGACGGUUGCCACACGACUGGGCAACAUCGGCAGGCGAGACGCUUGA
Molecule: messenger RNA, 3156 nt
Organism: Symbiodinium natans
Lineage: Eukaryota; Dinophyceae; Suessiales; Symbiodiniaceae
Source: the annotation of a GenBank genome assembly